Molecule: messenger RNA, 5069 nt
Organism: Nannospalax galili (Upper Galilee mountains blind mole rat)
Lineage: Eukaryota; Metazoa; Chordata; Mammalia; Rodentia; Spalacidae
Gene: E2f3
Product: E2F transcription factor 3
Exons: 7
Coding region: 398-1780 (460 amino acids)
Biological process (GO): regulation of transcription by RNA polymerase II
Cellular component (GO): RNA polymerase II transcription regulator complex
Molecular function (GO): protein dimerization activity; DNA-binding transcription factor activity, RNA polymerase II-specific; RNA polymerase II cis-regulatory region sequence-specific DNA binding
Source: RefSeq, a predicted model, not a curated record
GAGUUUCGCGGGAGGACCUUGGCGCGUAAACCGUAUCCCUUCAUUCAUUGUCAGCAGCAGCUUCCUGGAGCCAUUUUUCAGCAGCCGGCCGCAGCACCCGGGCUGCCGCCGCCGCCUCGCAAUCCAUUGCAUCGGCCGCCCCCGCCGCCUCCAUCCCCUCUCGGGGCCAGAUAUCCGUGCGGCCGGGACCCUCCUCUCUCCAGACCCCCGAUUAUUUUUGGCCCCCGGAGCCCGUGCGGUGCGGAAAAAAUAAAAAGAAAAAAAGAGAGAGAGGGCUCGGAAGCGCCGGGCGGGGAGGCGAGAAGGAGAGACUUGGAAACUCCGGCUGCAAAUAAUAAAGAGAUUGAAAGCAAUACGUUCAUAUAUCUUAACACUAACAAACCGGCAGGAGCGCGAGAUGAGAAAGGGGAUCCCGCCCGCCCUGGACCACUACCUGGUGACCGCCGGGGGUGGGGAGGGGGCGGCUGUCGUCGCCGCCGCCGCCGCCGCAGCCUCCAUGGACAAAAGGGCACUGCUAGCCAGUCCCGGCUUCGCCGCCGCCGCUGCCGCCGCCCCGGGCGCGUACAUCCAGAUCCUCACCACGAACCCCUCCACCACGUCCUGUGCCACCUCCCUCCACGGCGGCGCCCUGGCCGCCGGCCCCCUGCUGCCCAGUGUCGCCGGCGCGGAGCCGGCCGCCGGCAGCCUCCUCUACACCACGCCGCACGGACCCUCCAGCAGAGCCGGGCUGCAGCAGCCACCAGCGCCGGGACGCGGCGGCGGCGGCGGCCCUCCGGCAAAGCGAAGGCUGGAGCUGGGCGAAAGUGGCCAUCAGUACCUCUCAGAUGGUCUAAAAACCCCCAAGGGCAAAGGAAGAGCUGCACUACGGAGUCCCGAUAGUCCAAAAACUCCAAAAUCUCCCUCAGAAAAAACACGCUAUGAUACGUCACUCGGUCUGCUCACCAAGAAGUUCAUUCAGCUCCUGAGCCAGUCACCUGACGGCGUCUUGGAUUUGAACAAGGCAGCAGAGGUGCUCAAGGUGCAGAAGAGAAGGAUUUACGACAUCACCAACGUGCUGGAAGGCAUCCACCUCAUUAAGAAGAAGUCUAAGAACAACGUCCAGUGGAUGGGCUGCAGCCUGUCUGAGGAUGGGGGCAUGCUAGCCCAGUGUCAAGGCCUGUCCAAAGAAGUGACGGAGCUCAGUCAGGAAGAGAAGAAGUUAGAUGAGCUGAUCCAAAGCUGCACCCUGGACCUCAAACUGUUAACCGAGGAUUCGGAGAAUCAAAGGUUAGCUUAUGUUACAUAUCAGGAUAUUCGAAAAAUUAGUGGCCUUAAAGACCAAACUGUUAUAGUUGUGAAAGCCCCUCCAGAAACAAGACUUGAAGUGCCUGACUCAAUAGAGAGUCUACAGAUACAUUUGGCAAGUACCCAAGGACCCAUUGAGGUUUACUUGUGUCCAGAAGAGACUGAAACACACAGUCCCACGAAAACAAGCAACCAAGACCACAAUGGGAAUAUCUCUAAGCCCACUUCCAAAGACUUGGCUUCUAACAACUCAGGACAUAGUGUCUGCCCCGUUUCUACGGCAAAUCUUUCUCCUCUGGCCUCCCCAGCUAAUCUUUUACAGCAGACUGAGGACCAAAUUCCUUCCAACCUUGAAGGACCGUUUGUGAGCUUACUGCCUCCCCUACUCCAGGAGGACUAUCUGCUGAGCCUAGGGGAGGAGGAAGGCAUCAGCGAUCUCUUCGAUGCUUAUGAUCUGGAAAAGCUACCCCUUGUAGAAGACUUCAUGUGUAGUUGAUCAUGUUUUGUACGAACUCUCCUUACAAACCAAUAUUUUUUUAUCAUGGAACCUGAACAUCUCUCAUGCAGUGUUGUCUCUUCCUGUCUUCUUCCUCCAAGAGUGUAUCAUGAAGUAAACUACAAAUUUCAGAACAAAGCUGACAUUUUAAUGAAUUAUUAAAAGAGAAUUUUUUUUUUUUUCCUAAGCGCACAGAUGUAGGCUCCCUUGAGAAAUCCCUGCCUGAUCCCAGGCUCCAAAAUCUUCCUGAUGAGUCAGCAAAUGAGAAGAUGUGCAAUCAGGUGUCCCACCUGUCCUUUUCGCUCCUUCCUUCCCUCUCAGACUGGCUUGCUGUGCCUGACGGAUGGGCUGUCAAAUGGGCCUGGCCACCUGGCCCACUGGAAAGCAGCACUCUUCCUUAAUAGCAUCUCAAGCCGUGCCUUCUCUGCAGAAUGCAUGUCUUUGCGGUCCGCUAACAUGGAAUGGAACUCUGCCGCAAAUGCAAGCUUGAAGUCAUGCAAACGUACGAAACGGAUUUCUAAAGCUCUUCUUAGGAAUAUUUAAAUUACUGUCAUAAUUCAGUGUAAGCUAUGGGCCGCGAGUCCCACGGGGAGGUCCAGAGAGCCUCCGCAGCCUUUUGGAUGAAGAAUGUGUUUGCAAAUUCUGGCUGCAGACACGGGAGACAGAAGAGCCCCGCCGCUCGAAGCUGUUGUGGAUUUUCCUGUCUUCAUACCCCAAUUCCACCUCCCCCAUCCCCAGCGUAUUUGUGAGUUUCCGGUUCAUUACUUAGGUCCUUGUGGGUUGUUUUAGAAUUCUUAUUUUUCUAGUUGCCAUCCAAGCAUUCCUGUUGCAACCAUCACCAUUUCAAUUGAAUUGUUUACCUUAAGGUGAAUUUUGCAAAUUCCUAUUUCUUUAGCAGAGGGAGAACCUCCACUGGUGAGAGCACCCAAGCCUGUGUGACCUAAGGUCCUCCAGCCUCUGCAAGAAGCAUCCUUCCAUCUUGCUUCCUUUCCUGGAUCGGGAGCUUGGAGUGAGAACAGGUCUGGAGCUCACUGGCUUGAGUGGUCCAUAGUGAGGACCACAGGUCAGAUGACACAGCAGUCCCGUGGAGCAGCAGGCUUGGAUCCCUCCAUCCUUGGGCUUCCCAGGCCCCUGCGACCAGGGAAAGGGCUCUUAAGGUCACACUCAGGGAGAUCACUUCUCAGGAUGGGGUCAGAUGGAGAGGCCUCUAGGGAGAAAGACAUCCCAUUGUGUGAGUGGUAUUCUAUCAGGGAUGCUUCCUGAAGCUGAGACGUGGCGGGGGCCUUCCACUGUGUCAGGGAGUGGGCUAGUUCUGGCCCAAGCCUACGCAUCCCUUCCCCCAGGAAGGAGUGAGAUGGGUUAAUGGAAGUCAAGAGGUAGAAAGUGAAGUGAUAAGAAUACCAGGCAUCCCCGUUAAUCCUCAGGAAUGGUGUCCCAAACUGGAGGCUUUGUCAGCUGCACAUCCUACCAGUUGUUUCCUAGCAUGGCAUUCCCACCAGCAGGUGGCGGUGGCCAUCUUGACCUGGUGUUUAAAUAAGGUAUAGUACCUCACAUCCACUCCUUGGAUGCUAAGGGCUGUAGAAACCCGGAAGUCGUGAGAACUAACCUCCCAACUGAACAGUUGAAACACUAUGUGCCUGGCCCGCCAGGAGGCUCAUAGUGGGCACUCAACUCAUAUCCCUUCGGAAAACAUUUCACUAAACCACAAGAACCCUGGCCAGUUUACUCUGGAUAGAUUUCCACAAUAUGCAAUGUGGUGGGGGGGAGGGGGGGAGACAGAAGACGCCGGCACUUUAAACUGUGUGUGGGUAUGCGUGGUGUAUGUUUGGGAAUUAAAAUCAAAGGUGCAGACUAUCUUCCUCUCCUUCAGCCUCCAUCCCCAGUCUCCUCCCCUCACACACACUGGACUUGGUACAAAAUAAUCUGUGUGGUCUGAGCUGAAGCACUGGGGUGGAGGAGGGGGAGGAGGAGCUUUAUGUUAAGUGCCUAUUGGAAAUGCACUGUGGGUUUUUUCCCAGUAUGGGAAACCAUUUAUGCCAAGCUUUCCUCCGUGCCCGUCCUAUCUCAUCUGCCUCUGCUUUCAGCCUGUGGGAUUCUCCUUACCAGCUGCACAGAGCUGUUUUGGUUUUUGGGGUUUCUUUCUUCGGGGUGUUUUUUUGUUUUGUUUUGGAUUUCUUUCCCCAAAAGUCUGAUGACUGAACUCACCUGGUUCUAGGCUGUUGUGUGUUUGGUUGACUUUUCUCGUUGAACCUAUUCAUAAUGUAAUACCGUAUUUAUUGUUUUAAGAAAUAAAAGGAAUACUAUUAAGUCUUCAAAAGUUCCUUCAUGCAUAAGACUUUUCCAGUUACUGGGCUUAACUGGUGUACAGGGAUGAGAUGUCCAUACUGUGUUCUGUUUGCAUUUUGGCUUUUUUUUUUCAUGUAGUAUCUGGCACACAAAGUAAGUGAGUACUACAGUAUUUUUAUUACUUUAAGUCCUGAGAAUGCAGUUUCCCUGGUACCGUUGAGUUGCUGCUAUAAAGCUCACACACAGAAUGGCUGAAAGUACAAGUGUGCAAAUCAUGACUGCGUGAGCCUUAGAAAAUUAAAAUGUAUAAAGGGCAACACAUGAGCUGUCAGUGUUAGGCGUGUGUUUCUGUGUACAGACUGUGCAUAGCAGUUUUAUUUAAGUUGAUGACGUAGUCUGUCUGCAUCACCAUUAUUUACUGGUUUUGUACAGAUUAUCGAUUAAUUUGUAAACACUGCCAGAGUAUUUUCUAGCUGGUUUGUAAUUGUUUAAGAGUGUUACCCUGUUUCUGGUUCUUAUGUUGUGAUGGUGGUUCUUUUCAUUUCGUCCUACAUGUAGAUCUGUCUGUAAAUAGAAUUGCAGUAUUUAAAGCUUUAGCUUUCAGGAAGAACGAAGUACGAACUGGCGUGUGUACAACAACAUGUGUGUGAGAGAGAGAAGAGGGGGUCUGAAGGAAGAUACUUUGCAGAGGAACCGGGGUGGCGGUUGUCAGGGUGUGCGAGUGUCUUCCUACCAGGUACAAGCUUUUGUAAAAAGGAAGCGUUUCUCCCAACAUUGGGAGUAGGCAAACUACUAAUCGGUUUUGCUUUGUGUUGUAUGCUAGUUUAAAAACAUAAAAUAAUGUAAUAUAAUGUAAAAAACAAAGCUUUUAUGAUGGAUUUUGUAAAUAGAUUUGUUACAGUGACUGUUCUCUAGCUGUGAUCUUACCACUUCAAAUGGAUGGAAUUUGAAUAAAUUUUGUAUGGUAAAGGAUCAAUAAAAUGAUUUUUUUUAAGAGUUCAGA